CGUGAGAAUGCACAAAUGUAAAGAGAUACGAAAUUAUAAGAAGGUGGUAAAUAUCGGCAUCGAAUUACAUACUGCGUCCGAUCCGGUCUAGCGUAAAAAAUGAAGUCCGUAACUGUUCUCGGCAUGAUCGUCUUUAUUAUUUACGUAAGAGGCGAGACCGAAUGCGAAAAACAUCGAAAGAGAGAACAGAGCCACGAGGCUAUAGGCUGGGUGAUCCCGGAAUGCGACGAAAACGGCGAUUACGAAGGACUUCAGUGUCAUAAAGAUGGCUCUUUUUGUCAAUGUUGGAACAAAAAAGGCAUUCCGCUGACCGCGCCCUCCAAAAAAAUCAAAGCUUGCGAAUGUCCCAGAGACAAAGCUUCAGCCGAAAAAGACGUUCUAUUAGGCUCUUACGUCCCUCAGUGUAAAGAAGACGGCACGUACGAACGAAGGCAAUGUUGGGCCAGCGCGGCAACUUGUUGGUGCGUGGAUAAACGCGGCAACGAAGUUUCGGAGCCCAGCACCGACGAAAUCGAAUGCGACGAAGAGUGGCUUUAAUAAAGAAUUUUAAAAAGACGUUUAUCUAAAUCACACAAAAUAAGUCGAGCUACGCUAAUUAAUUAUACAGAUAUUACGUCGUUUCCAUCGCUCUUACGGUACUUUUACCGUUAUUUCGCGCGCCCUACCACAUACUAUAAUUUCGGAAAGCGUCAUACCCCGAAAUAAUCGUUAAUUAUCGAAAAGGUCCAAUUAGCCACCGUAUCGCCUUCUGGUCGAUAUUUCGCCUCUUAAAUUUUUCCAAGGUUUUAUUUACAUUGGCGAUUAGAAGGCGCGUCGCUUUUUAUACUUUUAGACGGAUCGAUACUCGUCAAAUAAACGUUCGGUCGAAAUUCCAUCGCGCUUCUACUUAUACAAAAUACAGGUAGACUAUAGUAAUACACUCGAUUACCGAGUAGUUUCCGGAAUAAAAUUUUAAACGGUAGCGAAAGUUUACAAAAACUAAGGUACGCCAAAUAAAUAAGAUAUAUAAAGAAACGAAUGUGUCCCCUAAUACUUUUGUUAAUCUAUAUAUUAGUGUUGUAACGAAUAGUAUAUUCG
This is a messenger RNA of Centruroides sculpturatus (bark scorpion), 1077 nucleotides long. Its product is annotated as U24-ctenitoxin-Pn1a-like. The record is from RefSeq and is a predicted model, not a curated record. NCBI's taxonomy places the organism in Eukaryota, Metazoa, Arthropoda, Arachnida, Scorpiones, Buthidae. The transcript is spliced from 5 exons. Bases 100 to 537 code for a protein of 145 amino acids.